CCGCGAAUUUCUAACCUCAGUACGUACCGGGCAGCGGCGCGUGUGCAUGCCCCAGAGACUAGCUCACUUUCGAACAGAACUGAUGCACCGAUCGGUCGGUGCGCGCAGUGACUUAGGAGAAAGUGCCAAAUAAUCCGGUUUGGCGAAGUGUUUUUGUUUUGCAAAACUUAUUUGAAUACGCAGAAACACCUGCUGGUGUCGAUUAAAUUAUUUAUUGGACUGUGCAAUUGAUUUAUGGUGUAGAAAUUUUUGGCUAUUAAAAAGAAGAGAGUUGCUGUCAAAUAACAUUGCAUGGAGGAAUGAAAUAUGAAGUGUAGUGUAGUGAUAGUUGGCCACUAUGCAUGGAUUGCAUAAAAAUAACUCAGAAUUAAUCAAAAAUGCAGUUGGAGAAAGAAUAGUGUGUGUUUCUUAGACAAGACAGUUACGAAUUUUAGAAGAAAAUUUUUAAGAAUGGAGUCUGAGUUGAAAAUAACGAUAGCGGCUUUAAAGCAGACCCUGCUGUCGCUAUCGGUCUCGCUCUCCUAUUUCUGCAUCGGACUAGUCCGCGGUUAUUCGGCACCAGCGGUUCCAUCGAUGAACGAAAUAAAUCCAGGUUUGCUGCCGGAUAAAAACAUUGCCUCAUGGGUGAGCUCCAUUCCACCGUUCGGUGCUUUCUUCGGCAGCUUGUUGGCAUUUCCUUUGAUGCACAUAAUUGGCCGAAAGUAUACCGUACUACUAACGUCACCGGUUUGGAUUGCCGCCUGGGUUAUGAUAGCCGUAGCCGAGGAUUGGAAAACUCUGCUGAUCGCUCGGAUGCUGUCCGGUUUCGGAGCCGGACUGACGCUACCUUCGGCGCAAAUCUACGUUAGUGAGUGUAGCGAUCCGAAAAUCCGCGGUGUCAUUGGUUCGCUGCCCGCGCUGUCCAUGUCCGUUGGAAUCCUCGUUACCUACAUUCUAGGCAAAUAUAUCGAAUGGCGGUUAUUGGCGUGGGUGUGCUGCGGUGCAGCCUGUUUCCUAUUCAUUGCUGUGAUCUGUUGUCCACAAUCUCCGGUGUGGUUGAAGACGAAGAAGCGGUAUGAAAAAGCACACCAUUCUGCUAAGUGGUUGCACUUGCAAGGAUUUACGUUUGAUCCAAAUGCUCAGGAUAUACAGAAGGCUGCAGUAAACGGAGCGAUGACUGAGCGAAAAGAGCGCCCACAUUCACGAAAGGCUCUCUGUCGUCGGGUGGUUUUGAUGCCGCUAGGUAUCGGGCUGGCACUGUUAUCGAUUCAACAGUUGAGUGGAAUCGAUGCGGUUAUUUUCUUCACUGUGGAAAUAUUCCGUUCUGCGGGAAGCUCUCUGGAUGGGCACUUGGCAACCAUCAUCGUAGGUACCGUACAAGUGCUUAGUAAUUUUUCCGCUUUGUUCGUAGUGGAUCGUGCCGGUCGGAAACCAUUGCUGAUAAUAUCCGGAGUUAUUAUGUCUUUAGCGAUGGCUUCGAUGGGGGCAGCUUUCCAUCUGAAUUCUAUAGGGAAUACUUGCUUCGGAUACCUGCCAGUGGUCAGUCUUAUUACCUUCAUGAUAGGAUUUUCCCUGGGCUAUGGAUGCAUUCCUUUUCUGUUGAUGGGUGAACUAUUUCCAACAGCUCAGAGGAGCUUGCUAAGUUCCUUGGCUGGAUCAUUUAAUUUGGCAGUGAUGUUUGUUGUAAUCAAAACCUAUCAUCCUUUAGAAGAUGCCAUUUCGACAUCGGGAACUUUCUGGAUGUAUAGCAUUCUGUGUGCUAUAGGGGUGGUGUUUGUGAUGACAUGUGUUCCUGAAACGAAAGGACGAGAUUUGGAGAGUAUCCAUAAGCUGUUCGAAAAGAAAACUACGGCUUCAAGGAAGGACAGCGGUGUGGAGGCUCACAAUAAGCAAGGCCAUGACAAUGUUGCCAUGCGCACCGAAGACGAAAUCGUACAAUGUGCUGACAUUCCGAAAGUAGAUACUAAGUUAUAG
Molecule: messenger RNA, 1953 nt
Organism: Sabethes cyaneus
Lineage: Eukaryota; Metazoa; Arthropoda; Insecta; Diptera; Culicidae
Product: facilitated trehalose transporter Tret1-2 homolog
Exons: 6
Coding region: 451-1953 (500 amino acids)
Biological process (GO): transmembrane transport
Cellular component (GO): membrane
Molecular function (GO): transmembrane transporter activity
Source: RefSeq, a predicted model, not a curated record